Molecule: messenger RNA, 2204 nt
Organism: Fundulus heteroclitus (mummichog)
Lineage: Eukaryota; Metazoa; Chordata; Actinopteri; Cyprinodontiformes; Fundulidae
Gene: isg20l2
Product: interferon stimulated exonuclease gene 20-like 2
Exons: 4
Coding region: 242-1243 (333 amino acids)
Cellular component (GO): nucleus
Molecular function (GO): exonuclease activity; nucleic acid binding
Source: RefSeq, a predicted model, not a curated record
UUAAGGCAGCAUGACCCGGAAGUUGGUUUAUUUUGGUCAGACUGCUGGGGCAUUCCCUCGGCAGGGACAGAUGCUUUAACGUGGUUUUAAACGUUAUGUUUCGAGAUUUCCUUUUAGGGAUGUUUUGUUUUAACUGGUUUGAUCUGAUUGGACUUUAAAGAGAAGCGACUCGUUGAAGCUGUGAGUGAAAGCGUGUGGUUGGGUCCAGUUGCAUGAAGAAUAGAGCGGACCGGUCUCCAGCAUGUCCGACAUCAUGAUCCACCUUUCGUCCAGUGGUGACCCCCCACAGCGAAUUGGGCUCACAGAGAAGCAAAAGAUGGAGAAGAAGAAGUUUUUUAAGAAAAUGAAAUAUUUGAAGGCGAAGGGGUAUCUCAAAGAUAAACAAAAUGACUCUCAGCAGAGGAGCAGCUUUAAACAAACAAAAACUUCAAACCAGAAUGGGUCUUUCAGCAAACAUCCACCACCUCCCAGAGCUGCAAACGGCAAACAUUCCCCUCACAGUUCUACCAGCAGCUCUGUCUGUAGCUCCAGGUCCACAUCCUCCUCCUCCUCUAACCCUUCAUCAACGACUGUCACUGUGACAAAAGAAGGCAGCCGUAAAACGCCAACACAGCCAGUCAGCACCAAAACCACGGCCGUGGGCUCCGGCCCCUCGCCAUCCAGCAGCCAUAAGCUCUCCGCCUCCGCAGGGAACCCCACAAAGUACCUCGCCAUCGACUGUGAGAUGGUGGGUGCAGGACCCAAAGGCAGUGUGUGUCAGCUGGCCCGCUGCAGUAUCGUCUCGUAUGACGGGGACGUGGUCUACGACAAGUUCAUCCAGCCCCCCCUGCCUGUGACAGACUACCGCACGCGAUGGAGCGGCAUUCGGCCCAGGGACCUGUUCAAAGCCACGCCGUACGCAGAGGCCAGGAAGGAGAUCCUGAGGCUGCUAAUGGGGAAGGUCAUUAUUGGCCACGCCAUACACAACGACUUCAAGGCCCUGGGUUACACUCACCCUUCCGGCCUGACGAGGGACACGUCGAGAAUCCCUCUUCUCAACCAGAAGGCCGGUUUCGCUGAGAAGCAGUGUGCCUCGCUCAAGAGGCUAACCAAGGCCAUCUUCAACCGCGAGAUCCAGACUGGAAAGAAAGGCCACUCUUCUGUGGAGGAUGCUAAAGCCACGAUGGAGCUUUACAAAGUGGUGGAAGAGGAAUGGGAGAGGACCCUGCUCUCCAAAUCUCGGCCUACUUCGUGCUGCGUUUGAAAAAUAACCAGCAAAAUAAACUCCGUUCAACUGCCUUUAACUUUGAUGAUGUCCUCCAAUGAAAAACCAAGUUUAUUCUCCUAGUCAACGUGUCAGUUUGGUGUUGUGGGAAUACCCGCAGACGCACCGUGUGAAGAAGCCUUUCGCCCCAUCACUGAUGUUUUGUUAACCUAGAGCUGCAGCGUACUAAUACCAGUGGCAUUCAUCAUGACAGACCUCAGACAUCUUUGUUGUCGGUGUGCACCGUGACUCAUUAGUGGAUGUAGAAGUAAAAGAUAAAGCAUGUUUUAGUUGCUGCAGUUAUACAGGUAGGGUUUACAAAGGUGUACCGUAAGAUCUGAAAAGCAUGUUGAGUUAUUUUUGUAAUAUAUUUUCCACACUUAACUAAAAAAAAGAUGUGCAUGGUUAAAUGUGCCUGCAAGAGUUCAGUCUUUUAUUCUUCUUAAUAUCCCAUCAUUUUCAGAUUAUAAGGCGCACAUCAGUUUUUGAGAAAAUGUAAGCAUUUUAAGUGCGCCUUAUACUCUGAAAAACAUAGUAGUUUAAAAAUUGCUUUUAUAAAGACAGAAGACAAUAAUUUUUACCGCAGAGCUUUCCACAGAUCAGACCAGACACCGACUUAUUGUGAGUAGUAACGUUCUUUCUCAGGGUUCAUGCUGAGUUUAAAUGGUGCUCCUGCCACUUCAGGGGCAGAAAUGUCUUUUUAGCAAAGAAUGUAUGUAACCAAAUCCAUAUAUUUGGUCCUGAAAACAAAAAGAUCGGUUUCAUGUUCUGUAAUUUAGAAGUUCUUAGUAUGAUGGUGCUUCUAUCACGCUCCACUGUGGGUUUGGUGUUCUUCGUGUUCAUGUAGUGUUGCGUUCUGCACCAAACAGACCUGCUGGAGUUUUGGCCAAAACUGGUUUUAUGGGACCAGAAAGUGUUUUCCAGCUGCUUUUGGGACGAAUAAAAUAUGGUUUUGAUUCAA